Molecule: messenger RNA, 7124 nt
Organism: Schistosoma bovis
Lineage: Eukaryota; Metazoa; Platyhelminthes; Trematoda; Strigeidida; Schistosomatidae
Source: the annotation of a GenBank genome assembly
GUUCGAAUAAGAUUACAAAUCACUUCUCGUUACAGGGAUAAUCAAGUUUUAUACUAUUCAGACAUUUAGCGCGCUGUUUGCUUUGAACUCUGCGUGUAAUGUAGUUCUCGAUAUGGCUUUUUCAAGAAUGUUUUUUAAAUGAUUGAUUUUCUCGUACUGACAAUAUAGCUUCAUCAGCGCUAUGGAUAUUAGUGAUUUUAAUAGAUAUGAGUGGGUUCAGCUAAUUGAUCCGAAAUCUCAGCAAUUGAUGUACAUCAAUCUGAAGUCUGGCGAAUGCAGCCGAGAUCCUCCCAAAAAUACACAAUAUAAAGCUGUUUCACCCAAUCAAUGGUGGGAAUUGUUCGAUAUAAAAGUCCAAAGAAAUUACUAUUAUAAUAGUACCACCCGAGAAACCGUUUGGGAGAAACCAGUUGAUGGUGAUAUUAUUCCUCUAGCAAAAAUCCAGUUACUACAACAAAAUCUUCAACCAUCAUCAUUUAUGAUCCAAAAAAGUUUAGGAAAACGAGCAAAUGAAGACUUCAAUCAGACAUUAGAUAUGGGAGUACUUCGACGUUCAAAUAAUAAUAAUAUAAAUACUGACUACCAAGAAGAACGCUUGUCAACAUCCUUAAACCAAAGGAAAUGUACAAAUUCAUUCAUUACUACUGAAAUACCAGAUUAUUCAUUCAAUAAUAUGAUUGUACAACAUGAUAAUAAUAUUAACAAUAAUAGAUUAAGCCAUCAUCCCAUGCCUAUGUCAACAAACAGUAAUCAUGACCAUUCAGUUGCAAUAAAUGAAAGUAUGAAUAGUAUUCACUCACCUUUAUCACUAUUAUCUAGAACAUCAGUAGUAACUGACAUCCCUAACAUAUCGAAUACAAAUCAUGAUAAUCAACGUGUUCGUGAUUGGUUACGAGAUGCUGUUGCUACUACAACUAAUGAAAUGAAAUCUACUGUUAUUAAUAAUAAUACUGUUAUUGCUACAACAACAGCUAAUAAUAAUACUAAUGAAUUCACCAUUGACAAUAGUAACACUAAGAAACCUGGUUGUUUAUCUGAUCGCCCUAUCCGAAGACAUAAUAUUCAAUCAUCACAACUUCAAGGAUUAAUAGAAUUCCCUGCUCCAUCUGAAGAUCAAUUUCCAAAUUUACAAUUUAGAUCAGUUUCUCAUUCAGUUAAUCCAAAUCAUAGUAAUUCCGUCAACUUGAUUCCUGGUAAUACAUAUCAAACUUCAUCAUGCAAUACCUCUAAUUAUCCAAUACAAUAUGAUCAAAAUGUACCUUGUAAAUUUACUGACAAUAUUAUAACUACUGUAUCGUCUGAAUCUGCUACCAGUAUUCAGAAAGAGUCUGGUGUAAAUAAUUCUGAUGAAUCUAUUACUGAUAUACAACAAAACACCAACCUUAGUAGUGACAAGUCAUUUCAAUUUUUCAACUCUAGUAUGUGUGACGUUGUUAAACAAUCCUCUAUGCCUCCCACAAUCUCAUAUGGUAUAUCACAGCCGGUACCUCGCCAGCGUGCAUUUCCUCGUACUAAUCCGACUGUAUCACGUCCCUCCGGUAAUGGGACUUGCACCCUACCUCGACCUUGUACUAUCCCAUCGGAAGGGUCACCGAUCUCUCUGUUUCCUACUUCUGUCGCUUUUAGUCAGUUUAGUGAUACCACCUCUGCAAGAGCUUCAAUGACCGACUCAAAAAUUCCUAUUAUUCAUGAAUCAAUCUCAAAAGACUCCUCUUCCUUCAUUAAACAAAAAUUGAUUGAGCAUAUAUCAAAUGAUCUGAUACCCCAAGAUAUUUCCAAUUCGGAUAACACACCUAAAUGUAUGGUAACUUCUCCAUCUCAAGUUUUAAAUGCUCCUCUUAAGGUUUCUUGUUCAGUCAAUGCAAUCACACCUUCAUACUGUUCAAAUAAAUAUAAUAUUAAAGUAUCUUCUGGGAAUUAUCUUCCUGUUGAUAGUCCUCUAUCCGCAUCCCCUCAUCCUUCUUCUUCACCAUUAUCUCCCACCUCAUUUUCAAGUGCAUCGUCAGCUACUGCUUUGACAACUGCUAAUUCUGAUGAAAGUAUAGAUAUGCCAAAUAGUAUGAUGUUUGAUUCGGAAAAUUGGAAUGUGUUCUCAUCAGAUAUGAAAAAUGAUUCUAAUAUAGUUAAGAUUAAUAAGACUACUACUUCUCCUUGCCUUCUCAAUACCACAACUGAUUACAGUUAUCACUUUCCUACUUUAGAUGAAAGUUUAAAUGAGGAAGAAGAUUAUUUGAGACCUCCUACACCUCCUCCACGUUCAGCAUCGACAUUAUGUUCCCCAGGAAUCCCUGGUGCUUUUUUCGUCAGUUUCCCGAAUCAUAUAUCUUUGAAUGCAAUAACAUCAUCAUUCGACCAAGCUGCAGGAUACUUACAAAUUAGUUGUCCCUAUUCUUCACAACCUUGUCCUAGUCCUUCGUCUACACCUAUUACAAAUUUGUCAGUAUCUUCUUCCUUGUCGCGAAAUCAUCCUUCACGUGCACAUGUUAUCCAACCGAAUUCCCGCCGGGCUCAUCGCACUCAGUAUUACACUCAACAAAUACAUACUGACUUACAUUCUCUUCCAAACAGUAAAGAAAUGCAAUUCAGUGAAAACAAUGUUGUCGAUCCUAUAUGUUUUAUCCCAUCAACAGAUUCGUUUAACUCCCAACAGUCCAGAUUCGUUAUGACAAGUCAACCAAAUAUACAACUUAAAAGUACAGUUUUACCCAACGCUGUAGUUUGUAGUACAAGUGGUGGUGCUAGUGUGUGGGGUACUAAGAAUAUCGCCAUAUGGGAUGGUAGUAACUGUUUUAACUCUAAUACUAGUGAGUCAAUUCAAAUAGUUGAUUCCAAUGUGAGUAAAACCGCAGUGACGGCUACGGUUGUAUCAACAACUACGAAAGGAUAUUCAACAGCUAAUCUGAUAAAUAAUUUUCCACGUUCUGCUUCUGGUGGUUUUAUUGGCCCUGCUGAAAGCACAGAUUCAUCGUCGGUGUGGACUUGUGGUUCUUAUAACAACAACAAUAGUAAUAAUCGUUCACGUCCUACACCACUUCGUAAAAGUGCACAACAAAUUUAUGUUCAUCCAGGUCAUCCAGCAUUUUCUUCAUUCAUCGGACCAUUUGACUGGCCGAGUCAUUUAUUUAAAGCUGACCAGGAUAUAUUUACAUUAAUGAGUUGGACGAAGUCUAAUUUUUCAAAACGUAUAUUGGUAUCUUCGGAACCUGCACUGAAGAAACAAGUUGCUCAGUUGUUUAAAGUGAUUCAAUCAUUUAUGGGUGAUAGAAAAGCACGUCUUAGUCUGCCAGACUAUGGUUCAAUUAUUAUUCAUCGUGCCUUAAGUUCGGCCAAUUUACGCGACGAAUUAUAUGCUCAAUUGUGCAAACAAACGACAAGCAAUCCGGAUGUGAAAAGUCUUACAAACGGCUGGGCUCUUUUAUGUGUCUGUCUUUAUUACUUCCCACCAAAUAGUAAAUUUCGUGAUCAUUUAUAUGCUUAUCUUCAAAGUAGAGCGGAUGCAUCAGUCAUUUUGAACAGUAAUACAAUCAGCACAACUGCCUUUACUACAACACCGACUAAUUUUAAUCAAAAUGAUAUUGUUGAAUUCAAUAACCAUACUGUAUCAACUGAAUCUAGUCUUAAGACAGCCACAGCAAUCGCUUCUGGUUUGAAUCCAUUCAGUGCUAAUAACAGUAAUAAUAAUCUUAUGGAUAAAUACCAACAGUCAAAUGAUUUGUUAACUAAUUCAAAACACUUCACUUCACAUUCUAAUCAUAAUUGUACAAUGGGAAUCGCAUUAGGUCCAUGGGACCGUCCAACUGCAGCUCAUUUUGCACGUGUUGCACCUAGAUGGUUUGUUCGUUCAUUAAAUGUUGGUGUACGUAAAACAUCGGUUGGUCCAUCGAUUGAAGAAAUAUGCCAUGUUAAGGAUUUUUUGUUAAAACCAUGUAUAUUUGGUAGUUCCUUGGAUGAAAUGAUGCAAAUACAGGCAUAUAGAUUUCCUCAUUUACGUUUACCAUGGAUACAGAUAUUUCUCACUGAAGAAAUUCUACGGUUAAAUGGAGCACGAACGGAAGGAAUUUUCCGAUUAUCACCAGAUAUGGAUUUACUCAUUGAAGUACGUUGCCAACUAGAGAAAUUAUUUGAAAUAUUUCGAGUUGUUCAGCUAUGUGAUUCGGAACAACAACAGAGUGACAACAAUUAUGCAAAUGAUUCUGAUUUAUCUAGUCGCUUCUUAGUUCAUCGUCCACCUCCAUCUGGAUGGUCUACUUCUGCACGAGUGAUUGAAGCAGAAAAUAACCCGAAUUCCUUUGGUGUUACUGAUUCAACAAAAUGUAAGCACAAUUCUCUACUAUUAUCAUCUACGUUAGAUUGGAAUUGUCUAACUGGGGAAUUUAGUUGGCCAAUUUUACCAGAACCAUUAAGUUUACCACCAGCCGAAUAUGUUCUACUUACACCAACUGCUUAUUGGCCUAGAACUUUAUCCAGUAUCAUCAAACGUUCGUGUUCAAUGUCGUCAUCAACAUCGUUACCAUCUACAACAACUAGUAACAAUAGUAAUUCUGGUAAUCUGGAAUCUCAUUUAGCUGCAGGACUGUUGAAAUUAUGGUUGCGUGAAUUAAGUCAACCUCUUAUUCCAGUUGAUCUACAACCGAUAUGUUUGAAAGCUGCUUGUGAAGCGGAAGUUUAUGAAUUACAAGAUAAAGAUUCAAUAACUGGUAAUAAUUUGUCAUCGGAUUUAAAUCCCAUUCAGAAAUGUUGUCGAUUGGUUAGAUGCUUAAAUCCAUUACCAAGAAGAUCACUAUUAUAUUUAAUCCUACUUCUACAACAUCUAUCGAAGCCAGUUCAUUCAAAUCAGUCAUUAAUGGAUGCGCGUAAUUUAUCCACUGUGAUUGCACCAAACGUAAUGCGUUCAUCAACUAGUAAAGAUCCCCGUGAAUUGCUACAGAAUGUUAAACCACAAACAUUAUUCAUUCGUCUCUUAAUCACUUAUUUGGAUAUUGAAGUUGAACUAAAAUAUUUGAGAGAAGAAGAGGAAGAGGCUCGUAAUGUAAGUGGGGAAGACGGUGAAUUGAAGGAGAAAACGAUCUCAGACACAAUUAUUGAUGGCACUGAUACUGGAGUUAAACCAAUACAAUUUAAUAAUGAAAAUAAUAAUACUGUAUCAUGUAAUCAUGACAAAUUGUCGUUAUCAUCCAAUGGUUAUGUAUAUUUAACAUCACCGGUACGUGUUAGACUUGGUCCUGACAAUGGCUUCAUACCUAUAUGAAAUGUGAUUUGACUAUUCUAUUUGCCUUUCUGUUUUGAUACGUAUUGGUUAUGCAUGUUUACACAUGCAUACGCAUAUAUAUGUAUUCAUCUAUCCUUUUCUCCAUGAAAUAAUGCAAUCAUUGGUCUUAAUAAUAUCUUGCUAUAUAUGCACAUUCAGUCUUUCUCCUGGUGUCAUGCACAAUCAGGCUGAACAAAAUUUAUGGUUUGGAUUUGUUCGUGUAUUUUCUCUUCAUUGAGUAUCUAUUCACCACUAAUCUCUUUUCAUUUUAUAUCACUUAUCUUUCUGUUCCUUCUCUCUGGGAAUAUUUUCUCCGAUCGAGAUAACAAUCACCUUUUUCUAACAAAUGCUGAUAAUUUGCUUACUGACUAGUCUGUCAGCAUCAAUAUCCACAACCUCUCCUUUUUUUGUUGUCGUCGUUGUUUUUUUGUCUGUAUCUCGGAUUAUUGAUCGAGGUAUUCAUCAGAAAGUAAGUACAUUUAAAUAAUGCGUUUACAUUAAUGUAUCACAAGAAGAAAUUUUAGUGAGAUGAGUUUUCCUGUUAUUUGAGAGAAAUGAACCUAAUGGGCGUGUCACUUAUAUAUCAGAAUGGAUAUCACAAUUCAUCUUUUAAGAGGAAGUGAAUGCGCAAGAAGAAUAUAAACUCUGAUUAAUUUUUUUCGAAAAACAACUGGAUGUGAUGUUCAUUGAAACGUACAGAUCAAUAUUAACAAUAGUAAUGUGUUGGUUUACUUGCAGACACACAGAUUGAAAUAUUUCAACUCUCAUUUUAAAAACAAGCAUAUAAACUUACCCUCAUUCUUUACUUUUUACUUUGUGUUUAUAUCAAGCGAUUAACCUGAACAAAAAGUUUAUUCUCGUCCUUGUGUUGUACAGUUAAUCUCUUAUUAUCAAGACAUUUAUUGUAAUGCUAUAAUUACAUAUGAUUACAGUGAUCUUUCAUAUAUUACAAUACUUUUUGUUUUUUUAUAAAAAUAGGGAGGUAAUUGAAAUGAUAUUACUAUUGUUGCUAUUAUGUUUUCAAGCAAUAUACACGUGUAUUACAUGUGUAACUAUUAAAAUUAUAGAGUUUGAAAAAUGUACUAUACUAACGAUUCUUUUAAUUAUCGUUUUACGUUAUUAUAACUGCAAUGUUGAGUUGAAAGAUUACAUCUCAUUGUUGACUACCUGUUUUGUUCUCAUUUGUGUGCACAUUAGUUGUGUUGCAUCAUUUUUAUGUGUUGAAUUAUGGGUAUUAAGAGUGUAAUGAAUAUUUGGAUAGAUUUUACAGCUUACUAGUUUAACUACUUACAAUCACACAAGUAGACCAAUGUUUCAUCCCAUCUAAGUUUAAAUUGAAGUGUCACCUUACUGAAACCAAAAAUAUUAUUCUUAUACAUAUUUAAUGUACAAUAUGUCAAUGUAGUAAAACACUUCUUUUUAAAUUGUAAAUAUUACCUUUUCUUAUCUAACUUACGACUUAUUUCCAGUUUAUUAGCCGAUAUAUAUAUAUAUAGUAUUCUUUUGUUCACUGCAAUCAUUUCAUCUAUGCUUUGUGUAGAUCUAUUUAUCAUCUUUGAAAUAAAAUGAUUUGUUCCUAAAGUUCUUCAGAAUUCUAUUUCACACUGAAUUGUUUUUUACGUUUAUUUCUAGUUAAUACAAUUAUAUAUCCAUAUUAUUAUCAUUAUUACUAUUGUUACAUACAUUUAUUAUCAUGUGAAUGCAAUUUUUAAUGAUUGUCAUAAUGACAUUAUAUUGUAUUUUGAAAUGUUUGUAUAUCUCUUUUUUCUCACUUUCUUUGUGCUUUCUUAUGGCCUUCCUUCAUUUAUGCAUUUCUCAUUCUUCGUAUUUCGACUGAUACUUUUUUGUAAAAGAAGGUAGAAAUUCGGUUCAAGUA